UUAUUAUAUAUAUAGUUGUCUUUCAGCUUUGGAGCAGAGAGCAUAGUUUAAAAUAUUUAGCAAAAACCGAAAUAUAAAAAUUUCUUUUUGAAAAUCAUGGCCGAAAGUUCCGGAGAAAUGUCUUUUUCAUCAAAUGAAAAUAAAGAAUACACGGGACGUCCUACAAAUUUAAAAAAAAUGAGUAAAUUAUUUGUGAAUAUGAAAUUAAAUGAUGCAACAGAAUUGGAGAAAAGUGAGCUCUCUCAAUUAAAAGAAAUUCCUAAAAUUCCAAUAGCUGAAGCAAAGGAUAAACAAUUUUGUAUUGCUGGAAAAAUAAUUUCUUAUCUCGAGAAAAUCUCAGUAAUUUUAGUGAAACCAUUACAAAAUGAAAAUGAACUUUUAAAUAUUGGAAGUAAUUUAUUUAUACUCACUGAAGAAAAUUGGAUUGCUUUGGGUCAAAUUGAUGAGAUUUUUGGCAAUAUCAAAGAUCCAUUGUAUGCCGUGAGUUUAUUUUCAACAGAUAAUCAUUUGUUUAAAGUCGAUAAUGAUGUUUACUUUUUGGUGAACGAUGCCAAUACAUCAUUAUUUCACAUUGAAUGCAAUAAUUACAGUAAAUAUAAUGUCGUCUAUCAUAAUUAAUUAUAAUAUAUUAAUUCAAUUUAAUUUAAUGUUUUCAAAAAAAAAAAAAAAAUUGUUUAAUUUUUAAUUGUAUUAUUGUAAAUUUUUCUUUAAUUUUUAAAUUUUCUUUAUUAUAUUUUUUUUUAAAUUUUGUUUUAAUUAAUUUUUAAAUUUUAUUUUUAAUUUAAUAAUUGUUAUCAAAAAUUUAUUUUUAAUUUAUUAAUUGUUAUCAAAAAUUUAUUUUUAUAUUUAUAUACACACAUUGUUCUUGUUAUUUUCUUUUUUAUUUAUAAAUAAAGUUGAUUUUUUAAAAACGAA
Messenger RNA from Leptopilina boulardi, 915 nucleotides. RefSeq lists its product as uncharacterized. NCBI's taxonomy places the organism in Eukaryota, Metazoa, Arthropoda, Insecta, Hymenoptera, Figitidae. The transcript has 3 exons. Gene Ontology annotation, biological process: pseudouridine synthesis; ribosome biogenesis. Bases 97 to 618 code for a protein of 173 amino acids. The record is from RefSeq and is a predicted model, not a curated record.